Paramacrobiotus metropolitanus is the source of this 1819-nucleotide messenger RNA. RefSeq names its product interferon-inducible GTPase 5-like. Gene Ontology annotation, molecular function: GTP binding; GTPase activity. The coding region runs from base 204 to 1517 and encodes 437 amino acids. Lineage: Eukaryota; Metazoa; Tardigrada; Eutardigrada; Parachela; Macrobiotidae. Gene Ontology annotation, cellular component: membrane. The record is from RefSeq and is a predicted model, not a curated record. The transcript has 2 exons.
GCGGCAGCAUUCUUCGAUGUUUGUAAUAAAUUAAAUGCCUGAUAAGCAUACAAUAAAUUUUAGUUCACAAUAGGAACGUGUGAUUAGUAUUUCCGGUGAAGCGUUCAGCUGGUAUUUUUACAAAUCACAGAGUACGCUGCGCUUCGCUGCUUCAUUUGCCGGCUGAUUAUAACUUUCAUUAACAACUCGAUUGGGUGUUAAUCAUGGCGGUCAGUACCACGGAUCCUAAUUUAAAAGCGACAUUCGGUCAUCUUCCCGAGGAAGAUGCAAAAGAAAUCGAGGAAGUGUACCGGUCAGGUGGAGCAGCCGGCUUCGCUAAGUUAUUACAGGACCGCAAUGAUCGCUGGAAGACUGUUCCACUGAAUAUUGCCGUUAUCGGCCAAAGUGGCGCGGGGAAGUCUAGCUACAUUAACUGCAGCCGUAACAUUACAGCGGAGGACGAAGGAGGCGCAGCCGUCGGGAUCACGGAGACAACAUCGGCUAUCAAAUCCUACGCACAUCCAGACAAUCACCUGCUGUUGUACUGGGAGCUGCCGGGCGUGGGCACCCCUAAUUUUCCACGAGGGACCUAUCUGGAAAAGAUCAAUUUCACCCGCUACGAUUUCUAUUUACUACUGUCCAGCACCCGCUUCUCAGAUAAUGACCUGUGGUUAGGCGAAGAAAUCAAGAAACAUGGCAAGAAAUUUUUCUUCGUGCGGACCAAGAGCGGCAUCGAUGUAAAAAACCAGCGCAAAUCGCAUCCUAAAGGAUCCAAGGACAGGUCGGACGAUGAUAUUCUUCAGCAAGUCCGAAACGACAUUAUUGCCAAGUUAAAUUUGGAGCCAGCACAGAGGGAUUAUGUCUUUUUAAUUGACAGCUACAAGAAGGAGAAAUUCGAGUUCUGGAAACUGCAGGAUAGACUUCUGAGUGCUCUGCCGGAAUUAAAACGAGAAGCGUUCUUAUACUCUUUGAGUCCCAUGGGUAUGCUGAGCAAGAAAAUCCUUCAAGAAAAGGUGGAAAGCCUUAAAAAUCGCAUAUGGAUGAUCGCUCUAACUUCUGGUAUAACUGGUUUAAUCCCUAUACCGGGAGCAUCAGCUGCAAUUGACUUAACCCUGGUUUUUACCGAGUGUUCAUUCUACAAACACCAGCUGGGACUGGACCCAGCAUCACUGGCCGCAACAGCCGCGUCUCAUGGAGUAGAUGUCCACCUGUUGGAGAAAGCAGUGGCUUCCUGCCUGCCGAGCCUGGUAACAAAAGAUCUCAUAUUUUCUCUUUGUAAAGAACUGGCGUACCAAACAUCUGGGCAAAUUGUGGAAGAGGCACUGAAAUUUAUCCCGAUUAUCGGAUCACUGAUUGCUGCACCGAUUUCGUAUCUGUUGACGCGCCAAGCCUUGUAUACCAUUCUGGAUAAAAUGGACAAUGCCGCUAACCAAGUUAUUGACAUUUGUGUUAGCACGGUCCACCGGAAGGCGCUCGAGGAGACGCGCAAAGAUUGUGAAGAACUUAGAAAUAAGAAGCCGGCUUCGGGAGAGAAAUAACGAAAUUAAGAGAGCGUAAUGCCAUAACACAUUCUUAGCUAUGAUCGCUAAAAUAAAACUGCGGUCCAUCAAUCACAUCGUAUAUGACUCCAGUAUAAAAAAGCAACAUAAAUAUACUAGUACGACUAUUCUUGUCGUUGUCAAAUAAAGCUGCAUGUUAACGGCUUGUAGCGAAACCAAAAUAACCUAAGCUUAUUAUCAGUAUCUAAAGUUCAUACUUCAUUCACCUAUUAACAGUGUUGCAGUUAUUAUAAUAAAAUGUGUAAUGAUUGCAUAACUAUCAUAAAAAUAAAACAUCCUAA